GUUUUCUUCGGUACCAGCCGAAUGGCGGACCGUGAGGCGUCGCCGAUACCGUUGGAGAUCCGAGCCCGGCUGGCGGAGCUGGAGCUGGAGCUGUCAGAGGGGGACAUCACUCAGAAGGGUUAUGAGAAGAAGAGGUCCAAGCUGAUCAGGGCAUAUGCUGGAGCUUUUCUGCCUGCUUUUGUAGGUAUGGAGGGGCCCAUGUCUCAUCGGGCCCCGCUCGGCCCCCCGGCCGCCGCCCGCUUCCACCGGCGGAGAACGUCCGGAACCAGAGACGAGCGCUACCGAUCAGACGUCCACACUGAGGCGGUCCAGGCCGUGUUGGCGCGACACGUAGAGAGGAAGAUGGCGGUGCCCAUGCCUUCCAAACGGCGCUCCCUGGUGGUCCAGACCUCCAUGGACGCUUACACGCCUCCAGGGCUGUCGCCGCUGUGCUCUGACUCGUCGUCGGGCUCAGAGGAGGAGGCGGGUCCGGGCGACGACAUGACGGGCAUGGAGCACUGGAUGAGCCGGCCCUCCCAGCUCGGCCCCGCCCACCUGGGCUCCACCUCCUCGUCGUCGUCGUCCACGCAGAGCGGAGGCAGCGGGAACGCCGGGCGGCUGGCCGACUCGCUGGCGCACACGCACAUCGCGCACCUGGCGCACCUGGGCCACCCUCACCUGGGCCAGCCGCACCACCAGCAGAGCCUGCUGUCACAGUCGCAUCACGGAAUCGGCCACCUGUCUCUGAAGAGGAAGGGCGCUCUGAGCGUGGCGGAGAACGGCGGCUCUCUGCGGCGGUCCUGUGAGUUUGGAUCGGACAUGCUGUGGCCGCCGCCUCUGGAGUCGGAGGAGAACCACUCGGCGCAGCCGGACGUGACGGGAUACUCGUCGGACUCGUCCCACUCCCACACCGAGCGGCACCACAUGUCCAACAUGGGCACCAUCGCCAGGAGCACGCAGAAGUACGGCAACGCCGAGCGCAUGGAGACCGGCGACGGUGUUCCAGUCAGCAGUCGGGUGUCGGCUAAGAUCCAGCAGCUCGUCAACACGCUGAAGCAGCCCCGCAGGCCGCCGCUGCGCGAGUUCUUCGUCGACGACUUUGAUGAGCUUCUGGAGGUCCAGCAGCCGGACCCCAACCAGCCACGGCCGGAGGGGGCGGAGAUGAUGCCGGUGAGGGGGGAGCCGCUGGGCGUGGUCACUAACUGGCCCCCCUCCCUGGAGGCGGCGCUGCAGCGCUGGGGCACCAUCUCCCCCAAAGCGCCCUGCCUCACCAGCCUGGACACAGCGGGGAAACCCCUCUACGUCCUCACAUACGGGAAGCUGUGGUCACGCAGCAUCAAGUUGGCCUACAACAUUCUCCACAAACUGGGCAGCAAGCAGGAGCCGAUGGUGCGGCCGGGCGAUCGGGUGGCGUUGGUGUUUCCUAACAACGACCCAGUAGCCUUCAUGGUGGCCUUCUACGGCUGCCUGCUGGCUGAGGUGGUUCCUGUUCCCAUCGAGGUGCCGCUGAGUCGCAAAGAUGCCGGCAGCCAGCAGAUCGGGUUUUUAUUGGGCAGCUGCGGCGUUACCGUGGCGCUGACCAGCGAUGCCUGCCAUAAGGGUCUUCCAAAGAGCGCAACAGGAGAGAUCCCGCAAUUCAAAGGAUGGCCCAAGCUGCUGUGGUUUGUAACGGAGUCCAAGCAUCUCUCCAAGCCUCCCAGAGACUGGUUCCCGCACAUCAAGGACGCAAACAACGACACGGCGUACAUAGAGUAUAAAACCUGUAAGGACGGCAGCGUUCUGGGCGUCACGGUAACGAGGAUCGCUCUGCUAACACACUGCCAGGCUCUCACCCAGUCCUGCAGCUACACCGAGGCUGAAACCAUAGUGAACGUCUUGGACUUUAAGAAGGACGUGGGCUUGUGGCACGGCAUCCUGACGAGCGUGAUGAACAUGAUGCAUGUGAUCAGCGUGCCGUACUCCCUGAUGAAGGUCAACCCUCUGUCGUGGAUCCAGAAGGUCUGCCAGUACAAAGCCAAGGUGGCCUGCGUCAAGUCCAGAGAUAUGCACUGGGCUCUGGUGGCCCACAAGGACCAGAAAGACAUCAACCUGAGCUCGCUGCGGAUGCUGCUGGUGGCCGACGGUUCCAAUCCCUGGUCCAUUUCCUCCUGUGACGCCUUCCUCAACGUGUUUCAGACCAAAGGGCUGAGGGGAGAGGUCAUCUGUCCCUGCGCCAGCUCCCCCGAGGCCUUGACGGUCGCCAUCAGGAGGCCGGUGGAGGACAGCAGCCAGCCUCCGGGCCGCGGCGUCCUGUCCAUGCAGGGUCUGAGCUACGGCGUGGUGCGGGUGGACACGGAGGAGCGUCUGUCUGUCCUCACCGUUCAGGACGUCGGCACCGUCACACCAGGAGGCCUGGUGUGCGUGGUGAAGCCCGAGGGCGUCCCUCAGCUCUGCCAGACGGACGAGAUCGGCGAAUUCUGCGUCUGCUCCGUUGCCACGGGAACGUCCUACUACGGCCUGACAGGAAUGACCAAGAACACCUUCGAGGUGUACCCGGUGAGCUCCGGCGGUGGUCUGAUCAGCGAGUACGCCUUCGUGCGGACCGGCCUGCUGGGCUUCAUCGGACCCGGCGGCCUGGCCUUCAUCACGGGGAAAAUGGACGGCCUCAUCAUGGUGAGCGGGCGGCGGCACAACGCCGACGACAUCGUCGCCACGGCGCUGGCGGUGGAGCCCAUGAAGUUCGUCUACAGGGGCCGGAUCGCCGUGUUCUCCGUGACGGUGUUGAGAGACGAGCGCAUCGUGGUGGUGGCCGAGCAGAGGCCCGACUCCACGGAGGAGGACAGCUUCCAGUGGAUGAGCCGGGUGCUGCAGGCCAUCGACAGCAUCCAUGGCGUAGGCGUGUUCUGUCUGGCUCUGGUUCCGGCCAACACCCUCCCCAAAACCCCGCUGGGCGGCAUCCACCUGUCGGAGAUCAAGCAGCUGUACCUGGAGGGGGGGCUGCACCCCUGCAACGUCCUGAUGUGCCCCCACACCUGCGUCACCAACCUGCCCAAACCGCGGCAGAAGCAGCCAGAGAUCGGACCCGCCUCCGUGAUGGUGGGGAACUUGGUGUCGGGGAAGAGGAUAGCUCAGGCCAGUGGCAGAGACCUGGGGCAGACCGACGACAACGACCAGUUUCUGUUCCUGUCAGAAAUCCUGCAGUGGCGAGCCCAGACCACCCCGGACCACGUCCUCUACACCCUGCUCAGCUCCCGGGGGGCGGUGUCGAGCUCCCUCACUUGUCUGCAGCUGCACAAGCGGGCGGAGCGAGUAGCAGCUCUGCUGAUGGAGAGAGGAGGCCUGCAGGAGGGAGACCAUGUGGCUCUGGUUUACCCGCCAGGCAUCGACCUGAUCGCGGCGUUCUACGGCUGCCUGUACGCCGGCUGCGUUCCCAUCACGGUGCGGCCGCCUCACCCCCAGAACAUCUCCACCACGCUGCCCACCGUCAAGAUGAUCGUCGAGGUCAGCCACUCGGCCUGCGUCAUGACGACGGCCGUCAUCUGCAAGCUGCUGCGCUCUAAGGAGGCCACGGCCACCGUGGACAUCAGGAACUGGCCUCCGGUUCUGGACACCGACGACCUGCCAAAGAAGAAGCCUCCAGCUUUCCAUAAGCCCACCAACCCCGACGGCCUGGCCUAUCUGGACUUCAGCGUGUCCACCACCGGCAUGCUGGCCGGAGUCCAGAUGUCCCAUAAUGCAGUUGGAGCCUUCUGCCGCUCGGUGAAGCUGCAGUGUGAGCUGUACCCGUCCAGAGAGGUGGCCAUCUGCCUGGACCCGUACUGUGGCCUCGGCUUCGUCCUCUGGUGUCUCUGCAGCGUUUACUCGGGCCACCAGUCCAUCCUGAUCCCGCCGGUGGAGCUGGAGACCAACCCGGCUCUGUGGCUGCUGGCCGUCAGCCAGCUGAGGGUGCGAGACACUUUCUGCUCCUACAGCGUCAUGGAGCUCUGCACCAAAGGACUCGGCCUGCAGACCGAAGCACUGAAGGCCCGAGGUCUGGACCUGUCCCGGGUCCGGGCCUGCGUGGUGGUGGCAGAGGAGAGACCCAGGAUGGCGCUCACACACUCCUUCUCCAAACUCUUCAAGGACCUGGGCCUCCACCCUCGCUCCGUCAGCACAGCGUUUGGCUGCAGAGUCAACCUGGCCAUCUGUCUGCAGGGGACCUCAGGACCCGACCCCACCACCGUGUACGUGGACAUGAGAGCGCUGCGCCAUGACAGGGUUCGGUUGGUGGAGAGAGGCUCGCCCCACAGCCUGCCGCUAAUGGAGUCUGGGAAGAUUCUGCCAGGAGUCCGUAUCAUCAUCGCCAACCCGGAGACCAAAGGGCCGCUGGGAGACUCCCACCUGGGAGAGAUCUGGGUCCACAGCGCUCACAACGGCAGCGGCUACUACAGCGGCUACGGCGAGGAAGUGCUGCAGUCGGACCACUUCAGCUCCAGACUCAGCUUCGGAGACACCCAGACGGUCUGGGCCAGAACCGGAUACCUGGGCUUCCUCCGCCGCACCGAGCUCACAGACGCCAACGGAGAGAGGCACGACGCUCUGUUCGUGGUCGGGGCGCUGGAGGAGGCCAUGGAGCUGCGGGGGAUGAGGUACCACCCCAUCGACAUCGAGACCUCCGUCAUCCGCGCACACAAGAGCAUCAUGGAGUGCGCCGUCUUCACCUGGACCAACCUGCUGGUGGUGGUGGUGGAGCUGGAGGGCUCUGAGCAGGAGGCCCUGGACCUGGUUCCUAUGGUGACCAAGGCCGUGCUGGAGGAGCACUACCUGAUCGUGGGCGUCGUCGUGGUGACGGACGUCGGCGUCAUACCCAUCAACUCCCGCGGCGAAAAGCAGCGCAUGCACCUCCGCGACGGCUUCCUACAAGACCAGCUGGACCCCAUCUACGUGGCCUACAACAUGUAGCCUGGCUGUGUGUGUGUGUGUGUGUGAGAGUGAGAGAGGGUGUGUGUGUGUGUGUGUGUGUGUGUGUGUGUGUGUG
Xiphophorus maculatus (southern platyfish) is the source of this 4975-nucleotide messenger RNA. Its product is annotated as disco-interacting protein 2 homolog C-like. The transcript has 38 exons. The record is from RefSeq and is a predicted model, not a curated record. The coding region runs from base 22 to 4899 and encodes 1625 amino acids. NCBI's taxonomy places the organism in Eukaryota, Metazoa, Chordata, Actinopteri, Cyprinodontiformes, Poeciliidae.